Molecule: messenger RNA, 3342 nt
Organism: Lachnellula hyalina
Lineage: Eukaryota; Fungi; Ascomycota; Leotiomycetes; Helotiales; Lachnaceae
Gene: leu-6
Product: Leucine--tRNA ligase, cytoplasmic
Exons: 2
Coding region: 1-3342 (1113 amino acids)
Biological process (GO): leucyl-tRNA aminoacylation
Molecular function (GO): aminoacyl-tRNA deacylase activity; ATP binding; leucine-tRNA ligase activity
Source: RefSeq, a predicted model, not a curated record
AUGGCAGCAGUAGACACCACUGCAAAAGCUUUGGAGGCCGUCACUACCGAGAAGAGAGAUAGCCUCGUAUCAAUCGAGAAGAAAUACCAAGCACAAUGGCAAAAGGACCGCAUUUUCGAGCCAGACGCGCCCUCGACGACCGAAGUACCCCUCCACUCCAUCUCCGCCGCCGCUCUGCGCGAGAAGGUCCCCAAAUUUUUUGGAGUCAUGGCAUAUCCUUAUAUGAACGGUACUCUACAUGCAGGACACACCUUCACAGCCAGCAAAAUCGAGUUUACCGCCGGUUUUUCCCGGAUGCAAGGCAAGCGGACUCUGUUCCCUCUUGGUUUCCACUGCACGGGAAUGCCGAUUAAAGCUUGUUCCGACAAGCUGAUAGACGAGGUGAAGAUGUUUGGGCAAGAGUUUGAGAGAUACUCGGAUGAGGAGGCGUUGAAUGACAAGACAAAUGCACCCCCAGCGCCGAGUCAGCACCACGAGGAUGUCACGAAAUUCACGGCGAAGAAGGGCAAGGCGGCGUCGAAGGUCGUCAAGAUGAAAUAUCAGUUUCAGAUCAUGCGCGCACUCGGUAUUCCAACACAGGAAAUCCACAGAUUUUCUGACCCCCAGUACUGGUUAGAGUUCUUUCCUCCUCUCUGCAAACAAGAUCUCACGAAUUUCGGAGCACGAAUCGAUUGGCGGAGAUCGUUUGUCACUACUGAUGCGAAUCCGUACUAUGAUGCUUUUGUUCGGUGGCAGAUGAACCGCCUCAAGGAGUUGAAGAAGAUCAAGUUUGGGAAAAGAUACACAAUCUACUCACCCAAAGAUGGCCAACCAUGUAUGGACCACGACCGUAGCGAGGGAGAAGCUGUUGGACCCCAAGAAUACACGGCUAUUAAAUUAAAAGUUAAGGAAUGGGCACCUGAAGCUGGUGCCGAGAUCAAGGGCAAGGUGCCUGAAGGCGCAGAUGUCUUCUUCGUACCAGCUACUCUGAGACCGGAGACGAUGUACGGACAAACCUCAUGUUUUGUUGGACCGAAGAUCAAAUAUGGUGUUUUCAAGGUUUCAGAAUCCGAAUUCUACGUUAUCACUGAUCGAGCUGCGCGGAAUAUGGCAUAUCAGGGCAUCUUCCCCAAAAACGGUGUUGUCGACAAGGUUGCAGAGGUUCUUGGUUCGUCUUGCGUCGGUACACUUGUUGUUGGUCCGCUUUCUGUUCACAAAGAGGGCUUCAGAAUUCUUCCCAUGGAAUCCGUCCUUCCUACAAAGGGUACAGGAGUUGUCAGUUGUGUACCUUCAGACAGUCCGGAUGAUUUUGCUACGAUUACAGAUCUCGCGAAAAAGGCGGAAUAUUAUGGCAUCAAGAAAGAGUGGGCUGAGUUGGAGAUUGUCCCAAUUAUUGGCACACCUUCCUAUGGUGAUCUUGCUGCUCCUUUCCUUGUGAAGAAAUUCAAGAUUGCCUCGCCGAAAGAUACAAAGCAGCUCGAGGAAGCAAAGGAACUUGCAUACAAGGAGGGAUACUAUCAGGGUAUCAUGAAGAUCGGUGACUUUAGCGGCGAGAAGGUCGAGGUUGCCAAGCCAAAGGUCCGUCAGCAGCUUAUUGACUCUGGUGAGGGUUUCGCAUACUCAGAACCGGAGAGAAAGGUUGUAAGUAGAUCAGGGGACGAUUGCUGUGUUGCUUUGAUGGAUCAGUGGUAUCUUGAUUACGGAGAGGAUUCAUGGAAGGCGGUUGCGUUGAAGUUUGUUGGGAAUGAGGGCGGCAAGGGCUUGAACACUUUCUCGCAGGAGACAAAGAAUGGAUUCGAGGGUGUGCUGAAUUGGCUCAAUCAGUGGGCUUGUGCGCGAACAUACGGUCUUGGUUCUAAGCUUCCUUGGGAUCCUCAAUUCUUGGUUGAGAGUUUGAGUGAUAGUACCAUUUAUAUGGCCUACUACACCAUUGCUCAUUUGCUUCACAAGGACAUCUUCGGCAAGACCCCUGGAUUGGCUGGUAUCAAACCUGAACAGAUGAAGGAUGAGGUGUGGGAUUACGUCUUUGCUCGACGAGAGUUGAGUGAUGAAAUUCUCACGGAGAGCGGUAUCUCAAAGGAGACACUUGGUUCGAUGAGACGAGAGUUCCAAUACUGGUAUCCGUUGGAUCUCAGAGUAUCCGGCAAGGAUCUCAUUCCCAACCAUCUCACUUUCUUCAUCUACAUUCAUCUCGCGAUCUUUCCUCCAGAAUACUGGCCCAAAGCAGUCCGUGCAAACGGUCAUUUGCUUUUGAACGGAGAAAAGAUGAGUAAAUCCACCGGCAACUUCAUGACUUUAGACGAUAUGGUCAGAAAAUACGGCGCAGACGCAAGCCGAAUCGCCCUAGCCGAUGCAGGCGACGGAGUCGCAGACGCCAAUUUCGAAGAAGAUGUUGCAGACAACAACGUGCUCCGCCUCUUUACCCUUCGCGAGUGGUGUGAGGAUCAAGUCAAAGACCAAGCCUCCCUGCGCUCUGGCCCCAAAAACGAUUUCCUCGAUGCGCUUUUUGAGAACGAAAUGAAUUCCCUGGUUCACGAAGCUUACACGCAUUAUGCGGAUACGAACUACAAACUCGCGCUCAAAUCCGCACUUUACGAUUUCACAUCCGCGCGAGACUUCUACCGCGAAGCUAGCGGUGCUGCGGGGAUCAAAAUGCAUAAGGACCUCAUCUUUCAAUACAUCGAGCUGCAAGCUCUUCUCCUCACAGUCAUCGCUCCUCAUUGGGCAGAAUACAUUUGGCUCGAAGUCCUCCAAAAGCCCUCCACUGUCCAAAACGCGCUCUGGCCUCAGGUCCCCGCAGCCAACCCUGCGUUGUCCGCAGAAAGAGAAUAUGUACGUAAUACAAGCAGCAACGUAACCAGUGCAGAGGCAGCGCAGCAGAAGAAGAAGGCGAAGGGUAAAGAUAUCGGUUAUGAUUUGAAGAAGCCGAAGAAACUCUCUAUCUUCGCCGCGGCGAAAUUUCCAGCGUGGCAGGAAAAGUACAUCGACCUUGUACGCGAGGCGUGGAACCCGGAUACUAAGACUGUGAAUGACAAAGAGCUCAAUGGCAAGAUUGCGAAGAUGGGAGAGAUGAAGAAGGCUAUGCCGUUUGUGCAGGGCUUGAAGAGAAGACUUGUUGGUGGAGAAUCCCCUCAGCAUGUCUUUGAGCGAAAGUUGGCAUUUGAUGAGCUGAAGACUUUGGGGAAUAUGGUGCCUGGGUUGAAGAAGGCGGCGGGACUCUCGGUGGUGGAUAUUGUGGAGGUUGCGGAAGGGGGGAAGAGCGGAAAGGUUGUCGGGGGUGGGAUUAGGGAAGGGUUGCCGGGGAAUGCGGAGAGUGCUGUACCGGGGGUGCCGACUUUUCAUUUUGAGAAUGUGGAGGGUUAG